Molecule: messenger RNA, 1754 nt
Organism: Suillus discolor
Lineage: Eukaryota; Fungi; Basidiomycota; Agaricomycetes; Boletales; Suillaceae
Exons: 4
Coding region: 145-1668 (507 amino acids)
Source: RefSeq, a predicted model, not a curated record
GGUUCAAAUCACUUCAUCAAGACGCGAUAAACCGCGCUAGGUAGGUAUCACAAUUCAAAUAUUCAUCAGCAGUCGAAACGUUAGGCUAGCUGAAUUCAUAAGAUAGAAGGAACGACCAUCUUCAUUUCACCACGAUCGAGGACAAUGGCUCAAUCGUUACCUCCGGAACUAUGGUCACAUAUCUUUGGUCUGGCCGCGGAUGAGGAUACGAUAUUCUAUCCUGGCCUUCCAACAUCCAUGACCCAGUCUUCUUGGGCACGUUCUCUGGUUACGGAUUGGCAACUAAGGACGCCUCGGGACUUGAUCAACAUGGUCCAGCGCAGGAGCUAUGCUACCAAGAAGUCGAUUAUAUCAACGUGCCGAUCAUGGCGUUGUCUCGGCCUCGAGUUCCUCGUCCGCUAUUUAUUCUUCAAUGACCCUUCGAAGCUCCGCUCUCUUACUGUCCUUCUCACUUCCAAUCCCUCGCUAGGAUGGUGGACACGCCGUUUACAUAUUACUCACUUUCUCUACGAGCGCGGUCCCUCCCUCGACGAUUUCGAAGCCGCCCUCACAACUGUACUCACCCAGACUCCCAACCUAGAGAUUUUCAUUGUCGAUUGGCCUCUAUCAAGGGCAUUUGGUUCCAUUGCAGACACGCUGGGUACGCAUUGCAAGAACUUGCGCACUGCUCAUUGGCACGUCCCUGCCGAACUCCUUCCAAAGGUCAUCUGGGCAUUAGAUGCCCUCCCACUCCUAGUUUCACUUGCCGUCGAGUUCGAUGCACCACUCAAGGAUUGUGACAUGCUCACCUUGGGAAGUGCACAAGAUGUUAAGCUCCACCUCCCGAAUCUUCAGCAGCUCAUCUUGCGUGGUUACUCUGCCGAAUUCAUUGAACAAGCCAGCGGUUGGAGCCUCCCUCUUCUACGCAGCUUUUCCUUUGAUUUUGGCAACAAGCGUGAAGACGUUCCCGAUGUCCUACCCUUCCUCGGUACCCAUGGUACCAGCCUGCUCUUCCUUGACCUCGACUGCAUCCCAGCACUUGAUAUCCGCACAAUACUAGACCUAUGCCCUCUCCUCACCGCUUUCUCUUUCAAUCUUGACUGGAAGAUACCACCUAUCGCACAGAAUGCUGACACAGGAGAUGGAUCAGUCGUUCUCACUAAUCGUCCACACGAGCACAUCGCACACAUUGGGCUCCAUGGGUUGCUUUUUGCGUUCGGAGUGGGCCUUGCUAGCGCUUAUGCCACCCCUGACCCUCUUAGCGCUCUCCUUGUGCAGCGUACGAAUGACAAGAAUUUUGCAGCGCUCACUAAAGCGAGUUUCCCUCGACUCGAACGAGUGCGCGUGUUGAGUCCGACAGUGCUCACGGACCUAGAGCGUGCGGACGGGCCGCAAGGGGGUGGGAUGGAGCGCUGGGAGAGGUGGGCAGGAAUGUGCGAAAGAAAGAGUAUCCGUCUGGAGGACUGCACAGGUGCACUAUUGGGUACAUUACCUCAAGAAGAGGAUGAGGACGAGGAUGAGGUUGAGGAAGAUGAAUUUCUGGAAGAGAAUGAGUACUCUUAUACGGACGAUGAGGAGCCGGCCAGACCGGGUGGAGUGGGUUUAUCAGAACUGAGGGCACUGCUGGAAGAAUGUAGGAGGAUGAGCGAAGAACGUGAAGACCCGCCAUUUGCAUUGACGUAUCGAUGACUUUGGGACAUCGGUGUUUUGUUCUUACUUUAUACCUAUUCCCACUGGACAUGUGUAAGAUCGCUGUUCAUAUAGCUUAUUCCAAU